Messenger RNA from Hemibagrus wyckioides, 6966 nucleotides. RefSeq names its product solute carrier family 12 member 7b (gene slc12a7b). Lineage: Eukaryota; Metazoa; Chordata; Actinopteri; Siluriformes; Bagridae. Gene Ontology annotation, molecular function: potassium:chloride symporter activity. The record is from RefSeq and is a predicted model, not a curated record. The transcript is spliced from 26 exons. Gene Ontology annotation, cellular component: membrane. The coding region runs from base 309 to 3674 and encodes 1121 amino acids. Gene Ontology annotation, biological process: potassium ion homeostasis; chloride ion homeostasis; chemical synaptic transmission.
AGACUUCACCAAGCUGUGCGUGUGGGUGCAUGCGUGGACAGUUGGGCGUGGCUGCUCCAUAUUUGUCAGAGGGCUGGUCACAUGGGCAACCGGUAUCCAAGCACUCAGAGUGAAACAGAGAAUUUCUCUCAGAUAAGCCAUCGCACAGGACAAGAAGGAGUUGCUUCCUGGAGGAAGAAAAAAAGACAGUAAACAGAACGAGUAAGACAGAGCGAGCGAGUGAGUGAGAGAGGGGGGAGAGAGAGAGAGGGAGAGAGAAACAGAUAAGGAGUAGGAGACGCACUUGGUGAGAAGCACAUGCUGUAAAAAUGCCCACAAACUUCACGGUGGUCCCCGUGGGUGACGGCAGGAAUUCGCCUCAGGAAAACAGCAUUGAUGACAACAUCCUGAGGGAGGAAGAUGAAGACGUUGCAGGUGAUGGAAACCCCAAGGAAAGCAGUCCCUUCAUCAACUCGGACAAUGACAAGGGGAGCCUAUACGAUGGCAAAAACAUGGCACUGUUUGAGGAAGAGAUGGACAGCAACCCAAUGGUCUCCUCGCUUCUCAGCAAACUGGCCAAUUACACCAACCUUACACAGGGGGUUCGGGAACAUGAGGAGGCAGAUGAGGAGGAGAAUGCAAAGAAGAAAACCGUCAAAACAAGACCACAGAUGGGAACGUUCAUGGGCGUCUACCUGCCCUGCCUUCAGAAUAUCCUGGGGGUCAUCCUGUUUCUGCGAAUGACCUGGAUCGUUGGAACUGCAGGCAUUCUGGAGGCCUUUAUCAUCGUAUCCAUGUGCUGCUGUUGUACAAUGCUCACAGCCAUAUCUAUGAGUGCCAUUGCUACAAACGGAGUAGUUCCAGCCGGUGGAUCCUAUUACAUGAUCUCUAGGUCUCUGGGCCCAGAGUUUGGAGGAGCUGUAGGAUUGUGUUUUUAUUUGGGUACCACAUUUGCUGGAGCCAUGUACAUCCUUGGUACUAUUGAGAUCCUUUUGACCUACAUAGUGCCCAGUGCCGCCAUCUUUAAGGCAGAGGAGAAGGAGUUUGAAGCACAGGCCAUGUUGAACAACAUGCGAGUGUACGGCACCUGCUGCCUCGCCCUGAUGGCACUGGUGGUGUUUGUGGGAGUGAAGUAUGUCAACAAGCUAGCGCUGGUCUUCCUGGCUUGUGUCAUUCUCUCUAUUCUGGCCAUCUAUGCUGGAGUCAUCAAGACCAUCUUCGAACCACCAGUCUUUCCGGUCUGCUUGCUGGGAAACCGCACACUCCAAAACCAAGACUUUAACAAGUGUUUAAAGACGGAGAUCAUCAACAACAUUACUGUGACUACAAAGCUGUGGUCUCUCUUCUGUGACUCCCCUCAUCUCAAUGCGUCCUGUGACGAGUAUUUCAUAAAAAACAAUGUCACAGAAGUGCAGGGUAUUCCUGGCCUCACCAGUGGCGCCAUCUCAGAGAACAUGUGGUCGAGCUACGGCCCUGCUGGAGUGCUGGUGGAGAAAAAGAUAGAGUCAGUGCCACCGUCCGAAUUGACCCAUGACACCUCCUUUCCCUAUGUACUCAACGACAUGGCCACCUACUUCACUCUACUGGUGGGCAUCUAUUUUCCUUCAGUCACUGGUAUCAUGGCUGGAUCCAACCGCUCUGGAGAUUUGCGGGAUGCACAGAGGUCCAUUCCCAUAGGAACCAUUCUUGCCAUAGCAACUACUACCUUCAUCUACCUCUCUUGUGUAGUGCUCUUCGGUGCCUGCAUUGAAGGAGUGGUCCUUCGAGACAAGUUCGGAGACUCGGUGAAGAAGAACUUAGUGAUUGGUACUUUAUCGUGGCCCUCUCCGUGGGUGAUUGUGAUUGGCUCGUUCUUCUCCUGCUGUGGGGCCGGUCUACAGAGUCUCACCGGCGCCCCUCGGCUGCUGCAGGCCAUCGCACGGGAUGGCAUUGUACCUUUCUUGGAGGUGUUUGGCCAAGGAAAAGCAAAUGGGGAACCCACAUGGGCUCUGCUGCUUACUGCUGGAAUCUGUGAAAUCGGCAUUCUCAUUGCCUCACUGGAUGCUGUGGCUCCCAUCUUGUCCAUGUUCUUCUUGAUGUGCUAUCUGUUUGUGAACCUGGCCUGUGCUCUUCAGACCCUCCUUCGCACUCCCAACUGGCGCCCUCGCUUUAAGUAUUAUCACUGGACACUGUCUUUCCUAGGAAUGAGCCUGUGUCUUGCCCUGAUGUUUAUUUCCUCUUGGUACUAUGCCCUGGUAGCCAUGGUCAUCGCUGGCUGUAUCUACAAAUACAUUGAGUACAGAGGAGCUGAGAAGGAGUGGGGUGAUGGCAUCCGGGGACUGUCGCUCAAUGCGGCUCGUUACGCUCUCAUUCGGCUGGAGGAAGCGCCGCCACACACUAAAAACUGGAGGCCUCAGCUGCUGGUGCUGGUGAAACUAGACUCGGAGUUGAAAGUGAAGCACCCUCGUCUUCUCUCUUUAACCACACAGCUGAAGGCAGGUAAAGGGCUCACCAUUGUGGGCUCUGUGCUGGAAGGUACAUACCUGACCAAGGAUACAGAAGCCAAGAAAGCUGAGCAAAACAUUAAAGUAGCCAUGACUGCAGAAAAGACCAAGGGCUUCUGUCACGUGGUUGUGACAUCCAACCUGCGUGAUGGCAUCUCACACCUAAUCCAGUCAGCCGGGCUCGGGGGCAUGAAGCACAACACGGUGCUGAUGGCAUGGCCGAGCUCCUGGAAACAGUCCAAUGACACUCUCUCAUGGAAGAACUUUAUCGAGACAGUGCGAGAGACCACAGCGGCUCAUCAGGCUUUGCUGGUAGCUAAGAAUGUGGACAAUUUUCCUCAGCAGGAGCGGCUACGAGAAGGCACCAUAGAUGUUUGGUGGGUGGUUCACGACGGAGGAAUGCUGAUGCUGCUGCCCUUCCUGCUCCGACAGCACAAGGUGUGGAGGAAGUGCAAGAUGCGCAUCUUCACCGUAGCUCAGCUGGAUGAUAACAGUAUCCAAAUGAAGAAAGACCUUCAGAUGUUCUUGUACCAUCUUCGGCUGGAUGCUGAGGUAGAGGUUGUUGAAAUGCACGAUAGUGAUAUCUCAGCUUUCACCUAUGAGAAGACCCUUGUUAUGGAGCAGCGCUCCCAGAUGCUGAAGCAGAUGCAUCUAUCACGGACAGAGAGGGAGAGAGAGAUUCAGAGCAUCACUGACGAAUCUCGUAGCUCCAUUCGGAGGAAGAACCACACUCGGGCUCAGAGCUCGGGCUCAAGUAACCAAGGUGCCGCACUGGAAGACGAAAUGGAGAAUGAGGCACAGCUCAUUCACGAUAAGAACACAGCGUCCCAUGCUGCUAUUAACGCCAAAGCUGAGGCCACGCCUGACCGGGUUCACAUGACCUGGACCAAGGAGAAGUUCAUUGGGGAACGCAAUCGCAACCGGGAGCAAAACGCCAACAUGGCUGUGCGAGAUAUUUUCAACAUGAAACCAGAGUGGGAGAGUCUCAACCAGUCCAACGUGAGGCGCAUGCACACAGCCGUGAAGCUGAAUGAAGUGGUUCUGAACAAGUCCCAGGACGCUCAGCUGGUCCUUCUCAACAUGCCUGGGCCACCCAGGAACCGUGACGGAGAUGAGAAUUACAUGGAGUUCCUGGAGGUUUUGUUAGAAGGUCUCAACCGGGUCCUGUUGGUGCGAGGUGGUGGGCGAGAGGUUAUCACCAUCUACUCAUAACUGCCUUGCGGUCCCAGCUGUAUUUCAAUAGCAUUAAUGGUGAAACUGGGAUUGGGAUAGUGGCAUUCUGGAGGACUGGUGUUUCUGGAGAGACUGUGCAACUUUUGGCCUUGAAGAAAAAAAAAGGAGGCAGAUGAUCCUCCCCAGAGGAACCAGGGAAGGCCGAGGGACAACCAAGCACACCGAAACUAAUGGCACUCAUUUCCUUUUUGUGUUUGUUUUAUUUUGUGAUUUUUUUCCCCCUUUGCCCUUCCUUGUCUGUUUGUGUUCAGUGAAGGAUAUAUCAGUGAAUCCUGUAUGUGCUGAUCGUUAGCUUUUUCCGAAGGCGUCAAUUCUUCUAUCUGAAGUUCACAUAGGUCUGUUAAAACAGCUGUGUUUGAGCAUCUUUAAAUUGCUAAGCCAUUUUCUGUAGGUUUUACAGAGAUUUCGUUGGGACGGGUAGAACUAGUGUUACUGUUAAAUCUUAAUGUCCUGCUCGUGACGAGUGCUGUAAUAAUCUUCAGCUCGGUGGCACCGUUCACCACAGCAGCACUACAUGUAGUUAUGAUGAUGCCGGGCUAGCUGAUCUUCAGCCUUUACACCAUAGGUUUGUAAAAUUAGAUCAGAUCACAAAGCAGGUGGGGUUUUUUUGUGCUCUUUUUAUUAACACAUUGCAGUUACAGAUGUAGCAAUGAUCACACACACAGAGACUCUUUAGAGUGAUGCCAUUGAAGAAUUUCUGUUUCCCUGAAGAGCAGCUUAUCUUUUUUUUUAACUAUUUUAUUUGUUGACACUAAAAAUAAUACUAAUAAUAAUUUUCAGCAACUAAGAUGCUUUAAUAUAAUAGUAGCGUUUUUUUUCCAGACGUGGUUAAAAAUCCAUCAGUUUUCUUCCUAUGGCAUUAUUCUUAAGAACCUGUUGUCACCUUUGUCACACGUUUUUCUUAGCGUUCAUUAUAAAUCAAAUCACCGUAGUUCAUUAAUCCAACAUCAUUCUUUCAUAUUGUUUAGAUGUGGUUUGAUUCUUCAUGAACCUGUAUCAAGAAUUGCUCUGCACCAAGUUUAGAAAUGAGACAUUCUCAUAUUUUCAUCUAGUGAGUAUUUAUUUGUUUUAUGUUUAGGACUAGCUGUGGUGUGUUUGCCAAAGUGCGUGCAUGUUAUUCUUUUAUUGUUUAGCGAAUAUUAUUUACAUGGAUACAUGGUUCCUUCGUUACAUUUCUUGCAUAUCAUUCUCUAGCUGCUUAAGGGUUCAUUAUGUUGUAUUACUUGAGGUGGUAACUGGGUUGCAUCGAAAAGAGUUGCAGGAAAAUAGCCAUAACACUUUGCACACAAAAAAACUCGGACAAUCUUGAUUUUAGUCGAUUUGAAGUUAGCGGAAAUGCUUUCGAACAAGUCUCCCUUAGAGAGUAAAAUAAAUGUCAUCUAGUGGAUCGUAAUGUUUUAAACUGGCAGCAGAGUUACAACCAACGCCGUAUUCCUGUCUAUACAGUUGUAACUGCCUUGACAUCUGUACGAUAGUUCGACUUUUAUUUUUUUUAAUGAGAUGAACAGCUGCUAAAGUUUUAAAUGCUGAGCCACUUAAUGUUUUAGUGGUGACAAUCGUACAUACCGAGAAGGUAUAGGUAUUUCAAAUUCCAGGCUCCAGGUCAUAAUAGGUCAUGUAUACCGUAACAUAGAGUUGGAGUGAGCAUCACUAUAGUCCAUGUGCUCAUAUGUUUGGUUUUUUUGUUUGGUUGUUGUGUUGUUUUUUUCCAGCACCAGUUCAUUUUAAAUGUAAGAGCCAUAUUCAUAGGAAAUCCUGUUUUUGUUUAGAAAGCCUGACAAGCUGGUAUUGCAAAAAAGGAAAUACUGUCAUUUUAUGUUUUUAAGUUAAUGUCAUUGUCCUUUGUAUCAAAGUAUGAUUUGUGCCAAAAAAAACAUACAGGAAGGUGUUUUUGGUGUGUGUGUGUGUGUGCGCAUUGUAGUUAGGUGUAUUUACAGAGUCACGCACAGUAGAUAGAGAAAACGUGUUGUGUAAGAUGUCAACCGUUUAAAAAAAAUAUGUUUCUGUGAUUGCAUCUUCUAUGGCUUGAAUUGUUUUCUUGUCAGUGAGGUGGCCGAGAGCGUGAGUCUCGAUUCCCUAACAUCAUCCCUGCAGGUUUUUGUUAGUAUCCAAAGCCUGUGUGGUGAAUAAGGGAUACAUUACUGUAUAUAUUUGAACAGUUUCCUUUUGUUUGUUUGUUUGUUUUUUUAGUUGUGCAGUAUUUUGUAACCUGAACAUUGUAUUUUUCUACAGUGCAUGGUGAUAGAACUGGCCAUAGAAAGGGAAUCCCUAUAAAUGGACUUUGACGAAGGGGGACUCUCUUUCUGUGGAGUUGAACAUCCAUGUUUCUAUCCGUGUACUAGUUUACUUAGUCUUAUUGUGUUGUCUGUGGUCAUAGUCUCUGCACUUCAGUUAUGUUACUCUAAGUGUUAUGUUUAAUUUUAGUGAAAUAUGGAAAGAGCUAUAAGUGUGUAUGAGGUUUUUUGUUUUUUGUUUUUGUCUUUUUUUUCUCCCUUUUUCUGUCCCCUUAACCAAUUGGAACAUGACAUGCAAUGCUUUUCUGGUUCACUGGAAGAACUUUAUUAUGGGACCAGGACAAUAAAUGGCAAUGUUAAAACUGGUGUUUAGCAAAACAUUCACCUUCGCACCAACUAUUUGGUGUGUGAGAGAGGGUUUAGCUUUUUAAAAUGUCUACCAAGGUGAGACAGGAGCACAUAGAACUGAGCUGAACAGAAAUGAUGAUGAUGAUGAGGAGGAGGAGGAGGAGCUAAUAAGCCAUGGAACCAGUGACUGAUAGGAUUUACUGAAAUACUGCUACAAUAUACUGCUUGGUAAUGACACACAGCAUGGAGAGGUUAAUAAACCCAGCCUCAUUAGUUUCUUUAAAAAAUUUAAAACAGUUUGUGUUUGCUUUAGUCUGAUUCUAAUUGGAAGAAAAGAGAAUUGUGUGUGUGUGUGUGUGUGUGUGUGUGUGUGUGUUUGAGAGAGAGAGAGAAAGAGAGUGUAUACUGUAUGUGUAAUAUGUGGAUACAGUUGAAUAUGUAGCAGACAUUAAAAAUCCACAGGAAACCAUCUCAAAAUCAUUAAAUCCAAUUCAUUCUGAUCUGAAGAAGAAAAUCCUAUUCCGCUGUGAAGAACAGAUGGACACGCUCGACCAAAACCUGUACUAGCCUUGUGUAUAUUAUCUAAGAAAGGCACGGAUUGUAGCACAUGUGGAUGCACAGUAGUGGAAAGUAGCCCUUUAAAUUACAUUUGUGCCUCUGAAUAAUUUAAAUUAAAGUGCUGAAAUGUC